GAAAAAAGGCAGUAUUGGCAGAAUUGUCAGCUGGAGGUGUAUAAAAAUAGUUAAACGAGUGCUGGUGCAAAUUGUGUAAAAUUUAGCAAUUUAAGGAAAAGUUUUCAACUUUAAAAGUAGUGAUCUGAUAUUGAGUAUACAACUAAAACAAUAAACUAUCGACGAAUGCUGUGCAACAAUCUGGACUCCAAAGAGAGAGCCUAAAGAAUACGACCAAAUGAAAAGUAUUUAAAUAAGAGUAAAUCGAUGCAAUUUUCUAAGAGAUUUUACGAAAAUUUUGUGCAAAGAACACGCCUAAUUAACAAUUCAGCAAAAAUUAUCAAUUGUGCAAUUUCAACACCAACAAUAAGAAGAAUUGGCAGAACUUAUACGAGAAAACACCUCCUGAGAAAUCGGUCGCUGUAGCUGUUGUUUUGUCGGGGUCACCAAUACAUCGCACCGAUUUCUCAUUGUAGUUGCGAACGUCAACAGCGGUAUUGCAUAGUAACAUAACGGCAACAAGGGGCAAAACAGAGAGGUGUGCACGCUGUCUGUCAUCCUUUUCCUCGGCACAUCUGCCCACGCUCUACGCCGACAGAACGAACACUUGACUGCAUAAAUCAGCAGGGCUUAACAUUCGGUGUAGAAGAGGAUUAAACUGAAUAAGGCAGUAAGAUGUCAUCCCCCAGUGCUGGCAAGCGACGCAUGGACAAUGACGUUAUUAAACUAAUCGAAUCCAAACACGAAGUAACCAUAUUGGGUGGCCUAAAUGAGUUUCAUGUGAAAUUCUUCGGACCGCAUGGGACACCGUACGAGGGUGGCGUAUGGAAGGUGCGAGUCUACCUGCCAGACAAUUAUCCCUUCAAAUCGCCAAGCAUAGGGUUCGUGAAUAAAAUCUACCAUCCGAACAUCGACGAAUCAUCGGGCACGGUUUGUUUGGAUGUAAUCAAUCAGGCCUGGACAGCGCUGUAUGAUCUCUCGAAUAUUUUCGAAUCGUUUCUACCACAAUUGCUGACAUAUCCGAAUCCAGUGGAUCCGCUGAAUCGGGACGCAGCGGCGCUGUACUUACAUGAACCGGAGGAGUAUCAUCGCAAAGUGGCCGAUUAUGUGCAACGCUAUGCCACCGAGGAGGCGCUGCGUGCGGCGCAACAAGAGCGAGAGAGCAGCGAUAGCGAGUCGAGCAUGUCGGACUAUAGUGAAGACGAGGCCCGAGAUAUGGAGUUAUAAUAUCGGUUUAUGGUUAAGCUAAUUAUAUGAAUUUGAAUUACAUUUAAAUACACAAAUUACAUAUACACGCUCACACACAUACUACCUACUACGUAAUCUUAAACGUGCAUACAACAAGCAUACAUAAAAACACACACACACACAUGCAUACUACAAUCCUACCUAAUAAAAGGGAAGCAAAGCAAAGAAGUAAAAGAAUACAAAAAUAGUGGAUUAUGAAGGGAAGAAGAGAAAUGGAGAACUCGAAGACGACAGUUAAACGAUACGAUAAAGCAAAAAGUAAGCGCAAGUCAUGUGUAUAUGUGACUACACAUACAUACAUAUAAAUAUAUAUAUAUAUAUAAUUAAGCAAGAUUGCGACGCGACGCCGCCAUACGGGCAACUUGCAUUGCUGCAUAGCGACAACAACAAUAACAACAACAACAGCAGCAACAGCACGUCAUUGCAACACUCAAUGUUGUUGCCACAUACAUACAUGCACACA
Messenger RNA from Anastrepha obliqua, 1690 nucleotides. It is a transcript of the gene UbcE2H, whose product is annotated as ubiquitin-conjugating enzyme E2 H. The record is from RefSeq and is a predicted model, not a curated record. Gene Ontology annotation, cellular component: nucleus. Gene Ontology annotation, biological process: ubiquitin-dependent protein catabolic process; protein polyubiquitination. The transcript has 3 exons. NCBI's taxonomy places the organism in Eukaryota, Metazoa, Arthropoda, Insecta, Diptera, Tephritidae. The coding region runs from base 655 to 1206 and encodes 183 amino acids. Gene Ontology annotation, molecular function: ubiquitin conjugating enzyme activity.